GGAUUGUUCUGGAAGCGCUCGGCCGUCUGGGCUGCGAGCGGUGCGGUGCGGCAGCUGAGGCGGCAGUAGCAGCGAAAGCGAGCAGCAGCGGCACAGCCCGAGCUGGCAGCAGCAUCGUAGUCGUGUCCGUGCGGAACCUUCACCCAAACUUUGUACGGUUUGAGUAGCAGACGAUAACAACAACAACAACAAACUGAGAGUGGCAUUUCGCGCGCGCAGUGCGUAUACAGGGCUGGUUUUCUGCAAGUUCAAGAAGUGCAAGUGUGCGUACAGUGUACAGUCCGGUGCCAGCGGACUGGCCCCUUAACCCGCCGUGGCGGCGAGGCGUAGAAGUGGAUCGUUGUUCCUCCUUGGCCGUUGUGAAGUGUUGGAAAGUGUUCCAAAGUGCUGUGAGGUGACUGUGACGCUGCCUGGGUUGCCCAUGUCAGCGGCUCCGGCCCCCAUAGCCAGCCCUCAGCCCACCACCCCUUGGGUACACCCCCCGUGAGUGGCCCUCCUGAGUGUCUUACGACCAAAAUGACCCGCAGCCGUAGGGUGAGGCGUGUCAACAGGUGAGCCAAGUUCAGCAUGAGUUCUUCGGAACCCGAAUCAGAACCUUCGGCUGCGGCGUCGGCAACCCCGACCCCCACGGCCACCCCGUCAGCCACCUCGACGGCCACCCCGUCGGCCACCCCGUCGGCCACCCCGUCGGCCACCCCGUCGGCCACCCCGUCGGCCACCCCGUCGGCCACCCCCGCGGCGCAGUCAGCCACGUCCGUCUCUAAGUCUGCCCUUCCUGCACCAGCACCGGGAGGAUGCGCGCCAUCCCUGGCUGGCAACCAGGGCAACCAGGCCCACUCCAUGACCGUCCCCAUGGCCGUGCCCGCGCUCUCGCGCCAGAAGCAUAGCGUGCAUUGGUUCCGCAAGGGACUGCGCCUCCAUGACAACCCCAGCCUCCGCGAGGGGCUGCGGGGUGCCACCACCCUGAGGUGUGUUUUCAUCCUGGACCCUUGGUUCGCCGGCUCCUCCAACGUGGGCAUCAACAAGUGGCGGUUCCUUUUGCAAUGUCUUGAGGACUUGGACCGCAGUCUUCGCAAGUUCAAUUCCCGUCUGUUCGUCAUCCGUGGACAGCCUGCAGAUGCUCUUCCUAAACUCUUCAAGGAAUGGGGCACAACUAAUUUGACAUUUGAAGAGGACCCAGAACCUUUUGGACGUGUACGUGACCAAAACAUAAUGACCAUGUGCAAGGAGCUCAGUAUUAGUGUAGUUUCAAUGGUGUCGCACACAUUAUAUGAACUUCAAAAGAUUAUUGAGAAGAAUGGGGGCAAGCCGCCUCUUACCUACCACCAGUUCCAGAAUGUUGUUGCAUCUAUGGAUCUUCCACCUCAAGCCAAGCCUACCAUCACUGCAAGCAAUAUGCAGAAUUGUUUCACUCCAAUUGCAGAUGACCAUGAUGAUAAGUAUGGUGUACCCACUUUGGAAGAGUUAGGAUUUGAUACUGAGGGCUUGAAGCCUGCGGUGUGGAUUGGUGGUGAGACAGAAGCAUUAGCACGCUUAGAGCAUCACCUGGAACGGAAGGCUUGGGUUGCCUCCUUUGGUAGGCCAAAAAUGACCCCUCAGUCACUUCUGCCAAGCCAAACAGGUUUAUCUCCUUACCUUCGGUUUGGUUGUCUUUCUACAAGAUUAUUUUAUUAUCAACUUACUGAUCUCUACAAAAAGAUAAAGAAGGCUGUUCCUCCCCUCUCUCUUCAUGGACAGCUCUUGUGGCGUGAAUUUUUUUACUGUGCUGCUACCCGAAAUCCCUUUUUUGACAAAAUGGUGGGCAAUCCAAUUUGUGUUCAAAUACCUUGGGACCAUAAUGCGGAGGCCAUUGCCAAGUGGGCUAAUGGUCAGACUGGGUUUCCAUGGAUAGAUGCUAUCAUGACUCAACUUCGGGAAGAAGGGUGGAUUCACCAUUUGGCAAGGCAUGCUGUAGCAUGCUUCUUAACAAGGGGAGAUUUAUGGAUUUCUUGGGAGGAGGGCAUGAAGGUGUUUGAAGAGCUGCUGCUUGAUGCUGACUGGUCAGUCAAUGCUGGGAUGUGGAUGUGGCUCUCAUGUUCUUCAUUUUUCCAACAAUUCUUCCAUUGUUACUGUCCUGUUCGAUUUGGGCGGAAGGCAGAUCCUAAUGGAGAUUACAUAAGGCGUUACCUGCCUGUCCUGAAAAAUUUUCCGACACGCUUCAUUCAUGAACCCUGGAUUGCCCCUGAGAGUGUGCAACGGUCUGCCAAGUGCAUUGUUGGAAAAGAUUAUCCAAAGCCAAUGGUUAAUCAUGGUUUAGCAAGCAGGAUAAACAUAGAACGUAUGAAACAGGUCUACACCCAAUUGAGCAAAUAUCGUGGUUCAGGGACCGGCGCUGGAAGUUCGCUAUUAAAGGAGCAGCUUAGACUACUGGCAACAGUGCCUAACAGCAUGCCCCUGUCUUUCCUGCCAAAGAAGUCUCAGUCUCCUCAGGGCAGUCAUGCGUCGGCAUAUGAUCAGGCUGAAAAUGAAAGGAAUCAUGAACAGCCAUUGCUACAUCAACAACAACCAGCAAAGCAGCAACAUCAGCAACAACCUGUGAAACAGCAGCAGUUCCAACAAUAUUCUCAACAUUAUCAGCAUCCACAACAGCAAGAAAUAAGCCAACAGUCGCAACUCCAUCUCUUUCCGCACCAGUCCCAUUCCCAUCAACACCUUUUCCAGCAGCAGCCUCCGAUUAGUAGUGCAGAAGUGGAUUCACACCUGAUGGCUCCUCCAAAGUCACCGUACCAGAGCCCUCUUGCCCAGUCCUCCCAGGCAUGCAAAAUGCAAAUUCUCCAACUCGUCCCUCAGCAGCAAGUUCAAACCCUUGAUGCGCAUCAAAUUUCUCCAAUGCAGCCCCAACAGCUUCAUCAGGAGUCGCAUUCUCAGCAAUUGAGAAGCCUUAACGUUUAUUCUCAACACAUUGGUUCAUCAACAUACAAUAAUCAACAUGUACAGCAGGUGCACAAUUUACCUCAACAAAUGAAUUCAUAUCAAAUCGAUCUCCCUCAUCAGAACUAUACAACUGAACACAUGGAGGAAGGUGACCAAAAUCAACAUCAGUGGUCUAAAGAGAAUACCUGGCAAGAAUUUAACCCAGAGUUUAAAGAGCUAAAACAUGAAAGGGAGACUGCAGCCGAAACUGAUGACCGUGGUAUUGUCAACUACAACCAUGAUGCUGAUCUUGAAAAUAAUUUAACCUUGUAAUUGGGUGAGUCAAUUUGAAUUGCAGAUGAUUAACAAAUGUGUUAGGGAUGCUAAAGAUUGGUUAGUUUUUAAAAUUGUUUUUAGUAUUUAUUCCUUUAUGAGCUGAUAUAAUUAAAGACUGUGACGUAAUUGCUGCACUACUUGGACACGCACACUGAAUUUAAUUCGACACCCAGUGUGCAUCUCAGUUUCAUAAAGGAUUUGUAAAAUAUGGUUUCAAAGAAAAGAUCUUACCUUUUGUAAAAAUAAAGUUUCUUUUACACUUUACUGGUUUGAAAUCUGAGAUGUCCAGCUGGAAAUGUGAAAAAUCAUAUAUCUAUGAUCAAUUAAUUGUAAGGAGUGUCACUUUGCGUUGUUUUCCAGAAAGUGUAGUGAUCUUAGAUCUAGUGUAGAAAAUUGAGCACUGUUAUUUGGUGCAAUAUCUAGUCAAGAAAAGAAGUUGUUUGGUGAUCUCUUUCUCUUCUUAUUUUUAAAUGUUUUUUUUUUUCAAAGUUUUAUUCUAUUCUUGCAUUACUGUAUGAGUGCCCAUUUUAUCUGAAUGAUCUUGCCUUAAAUAUUUAAGAAAUUUGUUUAGAUUGAACUAAAUAUUUUUCAUCCUUCAUAGCUGAAACUACUUAGUCACUUUUCUUUGUAAUGUACUUUAAGCCAUCUACUGAGCCCAGCUACAGAUACCUAUGUGGUCUGCGAUAAUGUGAGUAUGGAUUGUACAUUGAUCUGUGUGACAUUGCAUUGUACUGGGUCACAUCGGUUUCAGAGCUCUUCAUUAUUAUUCAGCAAUAUUGUCAUUAUUUUGAUUGAUACCUAAUAAAUCUUGUAAUAUGUUGCGCCUGUAUAAACUCAACCCAUUCGUAACAUUCAUUCUUCAUAAAGUCAUCUAUGUCUUGAGAGGCAUAAGUGGUGAGGUGUAACAUGUAAUUUCAUUUUUCUUAUCUUACUGUCAGGUCCAGUUUCACAACAAGCAUCUUCCAAAAGUUGAGCAAAUAAGCAGCCCUAAUUGUAAAAAUUUAAGAAAAGAAACUUUAGUUGGAAAAAAUUGAUUGGAGUAUCUUAUCAGAAAAGUCUGGAAAAAAUGAAUUGAUACUUCAGUAAAUUUUAAGUACUGUUAUUAUGCUGUUUAAAGAUAACAGGUAGCUUUUGUCAUAGAUUGAAAUAUGCCAAAUAUGCCAAAUGUCUCCUUAACAAAAUUUUGUUCUACUCCAACUGUCUUUAUAAUUUAGCUAUUUUGGAAUGAGUUGUUUGACUCUUGUUGAUUGUGAUACUAGACUUUUAAAAUAAUUAAAUUGCUGUGCUUUCUGGUGAAAAAUAUUGAAAAUCCAAAUAAAAAGUUGAUAAAUGAGAA
This is a messenger RNA of Thrips palmi, 4564 nucleotides long. RefSeq names its product cryptochrome-1-like. Gene Ontology annotation, biological process: circadian regulation of gene expression; negative regulation of DNA-templated transcription; entrainment of circadian clock by photoperiod. Gene Ontology annotation, cellular component: nucleus; cytoplasm. The transcript has 11 exons. Gene Ontology annotation, molecular function: DNA binding; FAD binding. NCBI's taxonomy places the organism in Eukaryota, Metazoa, Arthropoda, Insecta, Thysanoptera, Thripidae. Bases 568 to 3225 code for a protein of 885 amino acids. The record is from RefSeq and is a predicted model, not a curated record.